CCGAAAAAGCCCUUCGCUAAUCCUGUAAUCCCGUGAGCGCCGAACCGGAACCAGCGGCCGCAUCUCGUCUUUCGUCUCGUCUCGGGGUAAAAAAAGGAGGCUUUUCUUUCACCCUCGCCGCCGCGGCGCCUCCUCCACCUCCACCUCCGCAGGGAAGAAGGUCGCUCACGCAAACGGAACGAAGAGAAACGAAGAAGAAGAAGAGGAGACACCGCGCGAAAACGAAUCUCGUGCUCGUCGUCUCCCGCGGCGCCUCGCCCGCCCGGAUCCCACCUCCCAUGCGCACGGCGCCGCCGCCGCCAUGAGCCUCGCCUCUCUCGCCCGCGUCGUCGGCCGGUCCGCGCGCUCCUCCCGGCCGCGCCAGGGUUUCUCGCUCGGGGGGCUCAGUGGGCUCCGGGCGCCGACCGCGCCGCCGCUCCCGCCGGUCCAUGGCGGGGAUGUGGGAGCACUGGGGCUCCUCCGCGGGUACAUGACGGCGUCGCUGGGGAGGCCCGCCGUGGGGAAGGCCUCGGAUUGGAGGUACCUCCUCGCGAGCCCGCAGUUCCGUAGGCUCUUCUGCAGCGGCUCUAAGAAGAAUUACGAGAAUUACUACCCGAAUGGGAAGAAGGGGGCGCCUAAAGGGGAUGGCAGCAAUAAGGAUUCUAAGCAGGAUUCCAAUACAGAUGAUCAGUGGAAUUUCCAGGACGCUUUUGGAAAGCAACUGCAGAAUUUCCUGGCACCCCUAUUGCUUCUUGGCCUCAUGCUCUCAUCUUUAUCUUCUAGCUCAUCAGACCAAAAGGAGAUAAGCUUCCAAGAAUUCAAGAACAAGUUACUAGAACCUGGCUUAGUUGACCGGAUUGUUGUUUCAAAUAAAUCAGUGGCGAAGGUCUAUGUCAGGAGUGUACCACAAACGAACAACCAAAGCCAAAGUACUGAUACACAUAUUAUCACCAGUGAUGCUCCAGGCAGGCAGGCUCCAAGCAAAUACAAGUAUUUCUUCAACAUUGGAAGUGUUGAUUCCUUUGAAGAAAAGUUAGAGGAAGCCCAGGAAACUUUGGGUAUAGAUUCACAUGAUCAUGUUCCAGUAACUUAUGUUACUGAGGUAAAUUGGUUCCAAGAGGUGAUGAGAUUUGCCCCAACAGCCUUUCUUGUUGGACUACUAUAUUUCAUGGGGAAAAGGAUGCAGAGUGGAUUUAAUAUUGGAGGUGGUCCUGGGAAGGGUAGCCGUGGUAUUUUCAACAUUGGAAAAGCAACAGUGACAAAGAUGGACAAAAAUUCCAAAAAUAAGGUGUUUUUUAAGGAUGUAGCUGGCUGUGAUGAAGCUAAACAAGAAAUAAUGGAGUUUGUACAUUUCCUUAAGAAUCCCAAGAAGUAUGAAGAGUUGGGAGCUAAGAUACCCAAAGGUGCUCUGCUUGUGGGUCCUCCUGGAACUGGAAAGACUCUACUUGCUAAAGCUACAGCUGGGGAGUCUGGUGUGCCCUUCAUGUCCAUUUCUGGUUCCGAUUUCAUGGAAAUGUUUGUAGGUGUUGGACCAUCCAGGGUAAGAAACUUAUUCCAAGAAGCUCGGCAGUGUGCACCCAGCAUUGUAUUUAUUGAUGAGAUCGAUGCAAUUGGUCGUGCGAGAGGUCGUGGAGGUUUUUCUGGUUCAAAUGACGAGCGCGAGAGUACUUUGAAUCAGCUGCUUGUAGAGAUGGAUGGAUUCGGUACAACUGCUGGUGUUGUUGUUCUUGCUGGUACAAAUAGACCAGACAUUCUUGAUAAGGCAUUGUUAAGGCCCGGAAGGUUCGAUCGCCAGAUAACAAUUGACAAGCCAGAUAUUAAGGGUCGUGAUCAGAUAUUCCGCAUAUAUCUUACAAAGCUUAAACUGGAUAAUGAACCAACAUUUUAUUCGCAAAGGCUAGCUGCUUUGACACCUGGGUUUGCUGGAGCCGACAUUGCCAAUGUUUGUAAUGAAGCUGCUUUGAUUGCUGCAAGAACAGAUGAAACUAAGAUUACAAUGCAGCAUUUUGAGUCUGCGAUUGAUAGAAUCAUAGGUGGUUUAGAGAAGAAAAACAAGGUCAUAAGCAAACUGGAGCGUCGCACUGUUGCUUACCAUGAAUCUGGCCAUGCUGUUGCUGGAUGGUUUUUAGAACAUGCAGAGCCUCUUCUGAAAGUUACAAUUGUUCCACGUGGAACAGCUGCUUUAGGCUUUGCACAGUAUGUGCCGAAUGAAAAUCUGUUAAUGACAAAAGAGCAGCUUUUCGACAUGACGUGCAUGACAUUAGGUGGCCGAGCUGCAGAGGAGGUUUUGAUUGGAAGAAUCUCGACUGGUGCUCAGAAUGAUCUGGAGAAAGUUACAAAAAUGACCUAUGCGCAGGUUGCUGUAUAUGGUUUCAGCGAGAAGGUUGGUCUUCUAUCUUUCCCUCAGAGGGAGGAUGGUUUCGAAAUGAACAAGCCUUACAGCAACCAGACAGCAUCUAUCAUCGAUGAAGAGGUGAGGGAUUGGGUCAGCAAGGCGUACAAAAAAACUGUUGAACUGGUAACGGAGCACAAGGAACAAGUAGCCCAAAUAGCAGAAUUGCUGCUCGAGAAGGAAGUCCUCCACCAGGAUGAUUUAAUGAGGGUAUUAGGAGAACGUCCAUUCAAGGCAGUCGAACUAACAAACUACGACCUCUUCAAGCAGGGGUUCCAGGAUGAAGAUGGCAAGAGCCCAGAGGCGGCGAAGAAUGCCGAAGUGCCUGACGAUGAUGGAUCACCUGUGCUUCCUGACGUCGUUGUGCCAACGUGAACUCCGCGCUAAAUUUUACAGCUGUACAGCGCACGUUCAUCCGAUAGAUUCUUGCUUUGUUGUUGCAGCAUAAGAAAAACUGUAUAAAAUCGGCGCCCUCAGUCCAAUCACGCCGGUGCUGGAGGGAUGCGGUAGGCUUUCCACAGCUGGCGUGACCCUGUUGUUCCAUCCAGUGAGCUUGGUUGAGGUUCGUGCCUUGAGCUUGUUAGUGGUAUCACCAAACGUUUUGACGAAUCCUGUAUCUCCUAUAUGAUUUUAUCAAAGAUUUCGUCUACUGAAGAGACGGUGUACAAGAGUCUGAACCUUGUGGUGUGACGCUCUGCCUUGUGUCAAACCAGUCGGAUUUUUUUUUGUGGGAA
This is a messenger RNA of Brachypodium distachyon (stiff brome), 3105 nucleotides long. RefSeq names its product ATP-dependent zinc metalloprotease FTSH 8, mitochondrial. The record is from RefSeq and is a predicted model, not a curated record. Gene Ontology annotation, molecular function: ATP binding; metalloendopeptidase activity; zinc ion binding. The transcript has 8 exons. Gene Ontology annotation, cellular component: m-AAA complex; chloroplast thylakoid membrane. Gene Ontology annotation, biological process: mitochondrial protein processing; protein-containing complex assembly. Lineage: Eukaryota; Viridiplantae; Streptophyta; Magnoliopsida; Poales; Poaceae. The coding region runs from base 302 to 2746 and encodes 814 amino acids.